GAGUUACUACCGAGCUUACUUGUCAGCCAGCGCCUGUACUCUAGGAGAAAUGGAAAAGUCGUGUCCGGAUAGGCAUGGAACAAUACCACACCCAUUGAACGACUUUCAUAAGGCAUAAGGAGCAGGCAGAAACUUGGCCACUGUAUAUUUCACGGUCUUUACGAUUGAUAUAUCUUGACGCCUGCAUCAACACCCUUGAAGUAGUUCGCUUCUUAAAUAUCUCAACAAGUCGCUACUUGACCUUGUCAAAUUAAGAUUCGCCCAAGAGACUUUGCGCAUGGAGCGGUUAUAGUUAUUGUGAUACCGGAAUCCCUCUUCUUUUCAGCAAUCCUGAACCUUCUCUGUUUUUACAACAGACAACGGGUACAACUGAUCCACAACAUUAGUGGGUCUGAAAAUCGCUCAAAUCCGGCCGCUCAUAUGUAGAGUACGUUUUGGUACUUCUAUGAGAGACGACAGCUACUUGCAGUUAUGUAUUUGACUUCAGAUCACAUUUUGGCGAUGAUGGCAAAAUCCCAAGACCUGCAAGUCGGUCAAGUGCGGUGUCACCACAUGCUUCUAUGCCGGGCGGUCAUCAUUUUGCCCCUUACCCCUUACCCUUUCGACAGGCCCUUUGAUCAAUAUGUAGUCGUGCUAAUCUAGUGAGUCUUGGAAGGCGCGAGGUUUUCGGAUCUCACGAUACUUGCACAAAUGUUCAUCUUCAGUCUGAAGGACCCUUCCCCACAAAUGGGAUGGGGCGACAGUUAGACUUUAGACCUCGAUUAGGAUUAGUUGAUUGUCAAACAUCCUUGAGGACUGCCGAUAACCCACUAAAGGAUGCACGUACCAUGGCGGGGUAUCGACGACACCCCACCACCAACUGUAGUGAGUGAAAGGGAACGUCAAAUGGAAACAUGGAGCUUGGAAUUCAAGACCUUUGGGUGACACGUACCAACGACGAGAUGGAGCUGGAUCUUGGAGGAGAACCUUGGACCCUUCGCUAUAUGUCAUCCAAUAGAUUGAUCGCCGCACAACUCGACGCUUCGAGCACCACGCGCCUCUUCUUAUGACUUGUCAGCUUUCAUUCCGGAGCAAUCAUUGAAGCUCGUGGGCAUCCGUCUUCUCUAGGCAAUCUUUCAGUUCUUUGAACAAAGCCUACAGUCCAGCACAAUUCGAGUUCACGUCCAGUCAUAAUCUUCAAUGUUCAAUGUCUAGGCUUAGCAUCACGAUCAAGUACUUAUGUUAGAAUUAUCAAGGUCUCAAUCUAUCAACUUCUCAGCCUGAUAAUUUACAGUGGCUUUUACAUUAUCCAAUUAUCCAAUAUUUGUACGACACUUUCAUCCGUACUCGGUUUGAAAGCCUCUAGAAAGUUAUCAAGAAGCGGUCAACCGGAAUAGUCUGGCCUAGAAACCUCCAUCUACGCCGCGAAUGUUGCAAGCAAAACUCUCUACAUCCAACAAAGGAAAGGAUAACGCGUGUCUAAGUCCUUUCGUGAGGCAUUUAAGCCGACCGUAUUUUCUAGUCAAUGUUGCUAGCCAUACCUUCCCGUAUUAUCUAAUCCAUCACCAUUGGUGAUCUCUAAUUAACACGCCUCAGGCUGAUGGUAAGCUGUUAAGCCUAGAACUCCACCUUUUCUGGUGUGCGAGAGAGAGAUGCAUAAAGUUUAUGCAAUUCUUUGCGCAUAAGCCGCGUGCCAAAUCAUGUCUGAGUGGCUCGGUAUGACCGAACUAUUGAUCAUCUGAUCUUGUGGUCAACAAUACAUGUAGGGAAAUUUUGGUUGAUUGGCUUUUCA
Molecule: messenger RNA, 1771 nt
Organism: Botrytis cinerea B05.10
Lineage: Eukaryota; Fungi; Ascomycota; Leotiomycetes; Helotiales; Sclerotiniaceae
Exons: 2
Coding region: 472-642 (56 amino acids)
Source: RefSeq, a predicted model, not a curated record